Messenger RNA from Cylindrotheca closterium, 1263 nucleotides. Lineage: Eukaryota; Bacillariophyta; Bacillariophyceae; Bacillariales; Bacillariaceae. The record is from the annotation of a GenBank genome assembly.
AUGGGUGUAAUGGAAAAGAUCAAAGAAAUCGAGGCCGAAAUGGCCAGAACGCAGAAGAACAAGGCAACAAACUACCACUUGGGAACUUUGAAGGCGAAACUGGCCCGUCUUCGUAAUGAAUUAUUCGUUGAACAAUCAGGAAGUGGUGGAGGUUCUAGUACGGGUGAGGGAUUUGAUGUGGCCAGAAAUGGAGAUGCUCGGGUAGCUUUGAUUGGGUUCCCUUCUGUGGGCAAGUCUAGUUUGCUGAACGCACUUACGAGCACAGAGUCGGAAGCCGCGGCGUAUGAGUUUACUACGUUGACGUGUAUUCCCGGCGUUCUGAACUACUCAGGCAGCAAGAUCCAAGUGUUGGAUUUACCAGGAAUUAUCGAAGGUGCCGCUCAUGGUGCUGGACGUGGAAAAGAAGUCAUCGCUGUCGCACGUAAUGCAGAUGCUAUCCUGAUUGUCCUCGACUCGAUGAAAGAAGGUCUGAACCGCCACAGAGAAAUUCUGGAGAGAGAGCUUGAAACAGUGGGCAUCCGUCUCAACCAACGGCCGCCAGAUGUAGCAGUUUCCAAGCGAAGUGGAGGGGCAGUGAGGUUCUCUUCAACGGUGCCCCAAACUAAACUUGGUCCAGAUCCCGAGAAAAUCGUUACUCAAAUCCUGAGAGAGUACAAGAUCGUCAGCGCAGAUGUACUAGCGAGGGAAGAAAUCACAGUGGAUCAAUUGGUGGACGUCAUUAUUGGCAAUAGGCAAUACAAGCCCUGCCUGUAUCUGUACAACAAAAUUGACGCCGUUACCAUCGAAGAGGUUGAUCAACUGGCUCGGAUGCCUCACUCGAUGGUAGGUAGUGUCGCGCAGAGAUUUAACAUUGGCGAACCCAUGGAGGACGAUCUCUUGAAACAAAACCUGUGGAAAUAUCUUGGUUUGACAAGGAUCUAUACAAAGCGCAAAGGGUCGCCUCCAGAUUUGGAGGAACCAGUUGUAUUAUCUGACAUAAGAAAAGGAACGACUGUGAAAUCACUUUGUGCAAAUAUUAGUACUCAGCUUCUAAGAGACUUCAACUACGCGCUUGUAUGGGGUACCUCUGCGAAACACAGUCCGCAGAGAUGUGGUUUGAGCCAUAAGCUCGAUGACGAAGAUGUAGUCCAAAUCGUUAGCAAAACAAUCAAGCAACAACAACUGGACAAGAACUAUGGUGUGCUUGCUCAGGAGUACCAAGACAAGCAUUCAAAGAAGAGAUUGGAAGCGAAGAAAAAGAAGCAACAGCGACUCCGCGGUUGA